Messenger RNA from Aphidius gifuensis, 902 nucleotides. Its product is annotated as calpain-A-like. The transcript has 2 exons. The record is from RefSeq and is a predicted model, not a curated record. NCBI's taxonomy places the organism in Eukaryota, Metazoa, Arthropoda, Insecta, Hymenoptera, Braconidae. Gene Ontology annotation, cellular component: cytoplasm. Gene Ontology annotation, biological process: proteolysis. The coding region runs from base 12 to 902 and encodes 296 amino acids. Gene Ontology annotation, molecular function: calcium-dependent cysteine-type endopeptidase activity.
CCAGAAUAUCAAUGCAAGAUUUAUCAGGUGGUAUAUCUGAGUUAUACGCAAUAAAAUUUAUUCCAACAAAUAUUUUAUUUAAAUAUAUUCAUGAUGCAAAAACAAAAUCAACAAUGAUGAGUGUUAUAACUGAUAAUGAGACACACACAACUGACUUUGGUCUUUUACGUCUUCAUUAUUAUGCUAUUAUAGAUAUACAAAUAGCAACUGGAAUAAGUAUUAACCAUAAAUUCCCACUAUUACAUAUUUAUAAUCCACAUGGUCAAUCAUCAAAAAGUUAUUUUGGAAAUAUUGAACAAAUAUUUACUAAAGAAACUAUCAGGUCCCAAUUAAAAAUAAAUGUUGAUGGAGAAAGUUGGAUUCUAUAUGAUGAUUUUAUUAAAUAUUUUGAUUUUGUUGAUAUUUGUAAUUUGACACCAAAUAAAAUGAUCGGUGAUGUGUAUACAAAAAGUGGAGGAAAAAAAUUAUCAUUAUCUAAAAUUACAGGAAAAUUUAUGGGAGCAAUAAAUUCAAGGGAAAUAACAGAUAGUUUUAUUGAAACGAAUCCACAAUAUCGUGUUGUAUUGACAGAGCCAGAUCACGAUAAUAUAGAAUGUAGCAUUUUAAUUGGUGUGUCAUUAAAACGAAGACAUGACUUAGAACAAGUCAGCAAAACUCCAAUACAUUUUCAUAUAAUAUUAAUUGAUAAUGAUGAUGAUGAGUCAACAAGAGUACCAAAACCAUUGUCUUCAUGUGGUGAAAAAUGUAACAAACUAGGUCCAUUUGUAUCUAUCGGACUGGUUAGUGGUCGUUUCAAUAUAAAACCCGGUGCUUUUUAUAUAAUACCAUCUGUUGGAGAAACAUUUAAAGGAGCAACUUUCCAUCUGCAAAUACUAUCUGAACACGCUAAUAUUUUAGAGUAA